Molecule: messenger RNA, 2784 nt
Organism: Quercus lobata
Lineage: Eukaryota; Viridiplantae; Streptophyta; Magnoliopsida; Fagales; Fagaceae
Product: TMV resistance protein N-like
Exons: 5
Coding region: 1-2784 (927 amino acids)
Biological process (GO): defense response
Molecular function (GO): ADP binding
Source: RefSeq, a predicted model, not a curated record
AUGGGUCUAAUGCCCCUAGAUAAGACAAGAAUGGACCUAAGGCCCAAGACAAAGGACAAGAUAAGCUGCAUUGAAUCUGAAUUUGAGUUUAUCCAAAGAGUUAUAAAAGAGAUAUCAAGUACUAAAUCAAAUCGUAUGCCAUUGUUUGUUGCUAAAUAUCCAGUUGGAAUAGAUAUUCGAGCGAAGGCUAUAGAAUUGCUUUUAGAUAUAGAGUCGAAUGAAGUUUUCAUGGUGGGAAUUUAUGGUCUUGGGGGAAUAGGUAAGACUACGAUCUCGAAAGCUGUUUAUAAUAGAAUUGCUAACCAUUUUGAAGGAAGCUGUUUUUUAGAGAAUGUUAGAGAAAGGUCAAGGAUAAAUGGUGACAUAAUCCAACUACAAGAGACACUUCUUUCUAAGAUCUUACAAGAUAGACACUUGAAGGUGUACAAUGUAUUUGAAGGUACCAAUUUGAUAAAGGAAAGACUUCAGAGUAAAAAAGUUCUUUUAAUUCUUGAUGAUGUGGGUGAAUCAAAUGACGUAGAAAAUUUGCUUGGAGAAUGUAACUGGUUUGCUUCCGGAAGUAGAGUUAUUAUAACAACAAGAAACAAACAAGUACUGACCACUUUGGGAAGAGAUCAUCGGAUAUACAAGGUUAAAAAAUUGAGUCACUGUGAAGCUCAUGAACUUUUCAACCAGUAUGCCUUCCAAACAAGUAAAUAUGGGGAAGAUUAUUCAGAACUUGCAAAACAGAUUAUACAUUAUGCCAAUGGCCUACCAUUAGCUUUAAAAAUAAUUGGUUCCGAUUUGUGUGGAAAAAAUAUACAUGAAUGGAAAAGUGCAUUAGAAAAGUAUGAAAACAUUCCACAUGAAAAUAUUCAAGAAAUACUCAAAAUAAGUUAUGAUGGAUUGGAAAAAACUGAAAAGGAUAUUUUUCUUGAUAUUGCUUGUUUUUUUAAGAAUUACAACAAGGAUGACGUUGUAAAUAUAUUAGGUUCUUGUGAUUUAUAUCCAGACUAUGGUAUUGGAAAGCUUAUUGAUAAGUGUCUCAUAACCUUGGAGCAUAGCUAUUUGUCAAUGCAUGACUUGGUACAACAAAUGGGUAGAGAAAUCGUUCGACAAGAAUCAGAAGAGAUUGAACAACGUAGUAGGAUAUGGUGUUAUAAGGAUGCUCAUAAAUUACUAACUAGAAAUAUGGGAUCAAAUAAAAUUCGAGGUAUAAUGUUGCACUCCCCUGACCGAAUAAAGGUGUCAUUGAAAGCUAAAGUUCUCAAGAGGAUGAAAAAUCUUAAAUUUCUUAUAGGCAAUGUACAUAUUGGUGAAGAACUUGAAUAUCUCCCAGAUGAGUUAAGGUGUAGUCUCUUUACAAAAUUACCUGACUUGUGCUCCCCAAACUUAGAGAAAUUGGACCUUUUCGGUUGUAAAAAUUUAAUUGAGAUUCAUGAGUCUAUUGGAUUUCUUGAGAAGCUUAAAGUAUGGAAUCUCUUCGGUUGUUCACAACUUCAAAUUCUUCCAAGUACUCUCAGGUUGAAAUCUCUUGGAUAUUUUAAUCUACGCUACUGCUCAAGGCUAAAGAAGUUCCCUAAUAUUCACCCAGAAAUGAAAUGUUUAAAGGAAUUGAAUUUGUUUUCUAGUGGUAUUAGAGAAUUGCCUUCAUCACUGUUGUAUCUGACUGGACUUGACACAUUAGAACUAGUUGGCUGCCGUAAGCUUACGAAUUUUUUAGUUAGGGCCAAUAAAUCACAAAUGCAGGAGGAAGUAGAUAUUCCUUCUACCGAAUUGAGACUGGCCUACAAUUCCUUUAAUAACUUCUCAAGACCUAUUGGGUUUCUGAGCUUGACAGAACUGGAUCUUAGCUUGUGUGUUGGAAUUAAAGUCAAAUUAGAUUCUUGGAUGCAGCCUGAUUACUUCCCAGUAUUGACAAUUUUAAAUCUAGCUUAUACUGGUAUUGUUACCAUCCCGGAAAGUAUUAGCAGAUUUACUAGAUUACAAUAUCUUUAUGUAACUGAUUGCAAAAAGCUCCGGGAAAUUCCAAGACUUCCACAAUCUAUAAGAACUAUGGAUGCACAUAGAUGCUAUGGACUGGAUCCACAAUCAUCAAGCAAAGUAUGGAAUCAGUUUGGAGAAAUUCUAGGGAUUCUACCAAAUACAGUUGCUAAAGCUACAAGAAGUUUUGAAUCUAUAAUUCACCGUCUUAUACUACCAGCUUUUGAGAUUCCAAAGUGGUUCAAAUUCAACCAUCAUCGGAAUGUCGGAAAUUCCGUAUCAUUCUUGGUUGGUCCCAAAUUUUCAAAUUUGGUUGUUUGUAUUGCUUUUCCAUCAAAGGAUGUGAACACCAAUAUGGAUAGACUUUGUUCAGUUAAGAUUUCCAUCAAUGGUUGUAAACAACAAAACAUAUGUGGGACGUAUGAUAAUAAGGGCCAUGUGUUGUUAAUUUAUGGGAAAGUGAAUAUUUCAAAGCCAUUUGAAGAGAAUCAGGUUGAGGUUGAGGUUAGUUAUGACCAUCAAUGGAUGAAUAUUUCUCUAAAUAGGAUGAGGAUUUAUGUAGAAUGCAUUUGUUGUCCUCAGAAAUGCAAAAUAUCUCCUACCUCAACUAUUGAUCAAUGGGCUUUCAACAAUGGGGAAGAAGAUUCAGGCCGUGUUAGAAUCCGAUGCCGACUGCGGAGAAGAAACGAUCAACCAACCCAUGCUAGACGUCCCCAAAAACACUACUUGUCCCGCUUUGGAUGGCUUCGAAUCCGAUUCCAACUCUGGAAACGAAGCUCCAAACCCUGGAGACGGCGAUUUACCAAUGGGUUUCAUGAUUAG